GCUGUUUCUCAGUAAAGGAAAGCCUCGUUCCAUCACUACUACAUCUGCCCAACAGCGCCUAAAACCCCAGGGCCUGAAAUGGCCUUCCCAUCUGUGACUGCUCAGCCUCUUCCCUUUGGUCUGGAAAGGGAGAGACAUAUUGACAUGCUCUUCAGAGCUUUCCACAGGCCGAUUGGACCUGCUACAGACUGCCAGGACCUCACGGCUGAGCUCGGGUCUACAGACAGGAGAGGAGAGGACGAGGGACCCGGCGGGAAAAGACUGGGAAAACUGUCUGUUCUGAGAACAGUCACGAGACUCCACAUUAAUGCCAGACCUGAACUACAAGGUCCACAGUGUGUCGCCCGAAGAACAUACAGCAUCUCCACAGAAACCAGUGAUCAGCUCUUUGUGGCUGUGGAAGAGAGCUCAUGCGUUUGUAUGCAGUGCUGUGGUCCGGCUCGAUCCUGUUCACUACAAGGCUUCGAUAAGAACGCAGAGUGUGUCUUCCGGUUCGAAAGGCCCCUGAGAGCAGAGAUGUGCUGGCUCGGCUGCUGCCUGAUGGAAAUAAGGGCCUAUACACCAGAGAGAGAGUUUAUUGGGACGGUUCACCAAAGGUGGAGUAUGUUCACGCCGUAUUUCGAGGUGUGUGACUCCGAGGGCAUCUCAGCUGUGAGGAUCCUGGGCUCCUGCUGUAACACACGAUGUCUUUCUGAGCAAGAGCUUCAGGUGGUUUCCACUAUUGGGGAGAGUGUUGGGCGCAUAUGGAAGAGGUGGCCUGGAUAUAGUGAGGAAUGUAACAUGGAUCAUGAGUAUUUUGGACUGGAUGUACCUCAAGGAAUGAAUUUGAACACAAAAGUGCUGUUACUAGCUGCUACCUUCCUGCUGAAUCAUAUGUUUUUUGAGAUGAGCUAAGUGGAAAUGGCAUAUCUUCUGGGACAUAAAAGACAUCUGCUUUACCUCUCAAGUGGAGUGUGAACCCAAGAACUAUGGUAAAACUAUGGGGACGCUUAACAAGAUGCAGCAGUUUACUGAUCCAAUCGCAUCUGAGCUGGACAGUGUAGUGCACAUCAAGAAUCCCUGUACAGAGCCUCUCUACACCUCUAUAAACUAAACACACCGAAAUAGCAUUUAAAUGUUGAGUAUUAAUUUGCACAGAACAUAAUAUUAACCCUAUAGUUUCAUAUUUAAUACACACAUUCCUACGGCC
Messenger RNA from Rhinichthys klamathensis goyatoka, 1189 nucleotides. Its product is annotated as phospholipid scramblase family member 5. Gene Ontology annotation, molecular function: phospholipid scramblase activity. Gene Ontology annotation, cellular component: plasma membrane. Gene Ontology annotation, biological process: plasma membrane phospholipid scrambling. The transcript is spliced from 8 exons. The coding region runs from base 79 to 894 and encodes 271 amino acids. NCBI's taxonomy places the organism in Eukaryota, Metazoa, Chordata, Actinopteri, Cypriniformes, Leuciscidae. The record is from RefSeq and is a predicted model, not a curated record.